Molecule: messenger RNA, 712 nt
Organism: Osmerus eperlanus (European smelt)
Lineage: Eukaryota; Metazoa; Chordata; Actinopteri; Osmeriformes; Osmeridae
Product: apolipoprotein D-like
Exons: 5
Coding region: 155-700 (181 amino acids)
Biological process (GO): brain development; lipid transport; response to reactive oxygen species
Cellular component (GO): cytoplasm
Molecular function (GO): lipid binding
Source: RefSeq, a predicted model, not a curated record
AUGUGCGCAGGGUCGCUGCGCUGAGAGCUCAGCUCACACACUGCAGCACUGAGAAGGACUCAACGCUGGAUGUAUUGCUGAUUAUUACUCAGUAUUAAAGAGAAUAUUUGAACCAUUCUUUUUCCAAGCUUUUUUCGUAACACGCAAGACAGGGAUGAAGUUUCUUGUUUUUUCCCUUCUUCUGCUCCUCCCUCUGGUGUCUGCCCAGACCUAUAGAUGGGGACCCUGUCCAUCUCCCAGAGUCCAGCCCAGCUUCGACCUCAAGCAGUACCUGGGAACGUGGUAUGAGAUUGAGAAACUCCCAGCAUCGUUUGAGAGAGGAAAGUGCAUUGAGGCCAACUAUGCUUUGAGGGGGGAUGGCACAAUCAGAGUUGUCAACACCCAGACUUAUAAAGGCAAAGUUAGGCCUGUCGAGGGAACAGCUGUUGUGCCAGAUCUCAAGGAACCAGCCAAGUUGGGAGUCAGUUUCUCUUACUUCUCUCCCUACAGCGCGUACUGGGUGCUGAGCACAGACUACGUGACUGGGGCAGUGGUGUACUCCUGUACCGACAUUAUGAAGGUGUUCCACGUGGAGUUCGCCUGGAUCCUGGGGCGCUCACGCUUCCUGACUGUUGCCACCGUGGAUCAUGCCAGACAGCUGCUGCAGCAAGAAAACAUUGACAUCACUUAUUUAAAGGCCACUGACCAGUCAGGCUGCUAAUACGUGUAAAAA